CGCGCCAUUUGUUCCUCAGCCGCGAGUGGAGUCGUAGCUAUGGCCGAUGCUGGGGUGAGGUCUGCGAUGGCGGACAAAGCCACGCCUGACGCGAACACCUUGCAGGUGCUGCGCGACAUAGCCAGUCGCCUGCGCAUCAACUCCAUCAGGGCCACCUGCGCCUCAAGCUCUGGCCACCCCACAUCAUCCAGCAGUGCUGCUGAGAUCACGGCCGUGCUGUUUUUCUACAUCAUGAGGUAUAAACAGACAGACCCAGAGAACCCGGACAAUGAUAGAUUCAUCCUCUCCAAGAGACUGUCGUUUGUUGGUGUGGCAAGUGAAUGGCUGACACGAGGACUGGGGCUCGCGUGUGGGAUGGCUUAUACUGGCAAGUACUUUGACAAGGCCAGCUACCGGGUGUUCUGCCUCAUGGGAGAUGGCGAGUCCUUGGAAGGCUCUGUCUGGGAGGCCUUGGCCUUUGCUUCCCACUACAGUCUGGACAAUCUCGUGGCCAUCUUCGAUGUGAAUCGCCUGAGCCACAGCAGCACCCUGCCUCUCGAGCACUGCAUAGAGGUCUAUCAGAAGCGCUGUGAAGCUUUUGGGUGGAAUACUUUCGUGGUGGAUGGCCGCGACGUGGAGGCGCUGUGCCAGGUGUUCUGGCAGGCAGCUCAAGUGAAGAACAAGCCCACUGCUGUAGUUGCCAAGACCUUCAAGGGCCGGGGCAUUCCAAGUGUGGAGGAUGCAGAAAAUUGGUAUGGAAAGCCAAUGCCAAAAGAAAGAGCGGAUGCAAUUAUCAAACUAAUUGAGAGCCAGAUAGAGACCAACGAGAACCUUAAACCAAAACCCCCUGUUGAAGACUCACCUCAAAUCAACAUCACAGAUAUAGAAAUGACCUUUCCACCUGCUUACGAAGUCGGUGACAAGAUAGCUACUCAGAAAGCAUGUGGUUUGGCUCUGGCUAAGCUGGGCCAUGCAAACGACAGAGUUGUUGUGCUGGACGGUAACACCAAAAACUCCACCUUCUCUGAGAUAUUCAAGAAGGAACACCCUGAGCGCUUCAUCGAGUGUUUCACUGCUGAGGAAAACAUGGUGAGCGUGGCCCUGGGAUGUGCCACACAUGGUCGGACCGUUGCUUUUGCUUGCACCUUCGCUGCCUUUUUGAUCCAAGCAUUUGAUCAGAUCCGGAUGGGAGCCAUCUUUCAAAUCAACAUCAACCUUAUUGGGUCCCACUGCGGGGUGUCCAUAGGUGAAGACCGCCGCUCCCAGAUGGCCCUGGAGGAUCUGGCCAUGUUCCGAGCUGUUCCAGACUGCACUAUUUUCUAUCCAAGUGACGCCAUCGCAACGGAGCAUGCUGUGUUCCUAGCGGCCAAUACCAAGGGGAUGUGCUACAUUAGGACCAGUUGGCCAGAAACUGCAGUUAUUUACACCCCACAAGAAAGCUUUGAGAUUGGACAGGCCAAGGUCAUCCGCCACAGUGUCAACGACAAGAUCACAGUUGUUGCAGCUGGAGUUACUUUGCAUGAAGCCUUAGCAGCCGCAGAUGGUCUUUCCAAGCAAGAUGUUUCUGUCCGCGUCAUCGACCUGUUUACUGUUAAACCCCUGGACGCUGCCACCAUCAUCUCUAAUGCAAAAGCCACAGGCGGCCGGAUUAUCACAGUGGAGGAUCACCAUCUAGAAGGUGGCAUCGGGGAGGCUGUCUCUGCAGCUGUCUCCAUGGAGCCUGACAUCCUGGUCCAUCAGCUGGCAGUGCCUGGAGUGCCUCGGGGCGGGAAGCCGAGUGAGCUGCUGGAUACGUUUGGAAUCAGUGCCAGACACAUCAUAGUGGCUGUGAAAUGCAUGUUAAUGAAUUAAAAUAGCUGUUGGCUUUGGUCUUAAAAGACUGGCCUCUUUACCCUACAUUUAUGCUUAUUGCCAAACCAUUACUUGAAUCUAUGCUGCUGUGCUUUAUUCUUUUUAAAAGCAAAGCAAGGUAACUACUUUCCUGUUAAGUGAUAACUGCGUAUACAAGUGUAACUCUCACCUUUGAAUCAUUAAAGUGGGUUAUAAGGUUUUAAGUGACAGAAUAGCUAACGAAACAACCACUUAAGUUUUUUGAUGAGACUACAGGUAACUGGGCUGGGGACCAACAUAAGGUAACAGUUGCUUAAGUAAAGAAAAUAUGAAUUGAAUUGUAGACUACAGUCGAGUCACCCAGGUUCGGCAGCACUGUACCACUGUGCUGCACACUGCUGUCCCAGUUCACAAGUUCACCUGCUGCCAUCCUACCUGCAGCCUCCCAGGUACUGUGUAACUGCAGUUGCCCUAGAAUUUCCUCUGGUGUUUGCCGUCAUCUCCCCUCUCCCGUGCAGAGGCUGGGGAGCAGCAGUGAAAGCUCUUAGGAUGUCCUGUGCUGCUUGCAGUGACUGUUCUGUGAAGAGAGGAACACAACUAGUUCUAGUCUCCAAACUGCGCUCUUCUGUGAGAUCUCAGAAAUGUCUCAUUUGCCCAGUGACCAAACCAAAAAUGUACUCAUCUGCUAAGGAUACUAGUUAAUGUUAAUAAAACAGUUAAGAAC
Molecule: messenger RNA, 2533 nt
Organism: Hippopotamus amphibius kiboko
Lineage: Eukaryota; Metazoa; Chordata; Mammalia; Artiodactyla; Hippopotamidae
Gene: TKTL1
Product: transketolase like 1
Exons: 13
Coding region: 40-1830 (596 amino acids)
Molecular function (GO): thiamine pyrophosphate binding; transketolase activity
Source: RefSeq, a predicted model, not a curated record